Messenger RNA from Eurytemora carolleeae, 2255 nucleotides. RefSeq lists its product as uncharacterized. NCBI's taxonomy places the organism in Eukaryota, Metazoa, Arthropoda, Copepoda, Calanoida, Temoridae. The record is from RefSeq and is a predicted model, not a curated record. Gene Ontology annotation, molecular function: ubiquitin protein ligase activity. Gene Ontology annotation, cellular component: nucleus. Gene Ontology annotation, biological process: ubiquitin-dependent protein catabolic process; protein ubiquitination; mRNA processing. The transcript has 16 exons. Bases 109 to 1917 code for a protein of 602 amino acids.
AAUUCAAACUAUUUUAAGUCUGUGAUACAAACUGGUCAGACUGGUGGCGGAGCCGAAUACGAACAAAACUACUGGUCCGCCUACUAUCCUACUUACGGCGGAAAUAGUAUGACUGAAACAGCCCCCAGAGGCGGAGCUAGGGGCGGAGGAGGAUUCAGGGGCGGAGCAACUAGAGGUGGCUCUCGAGGCGGAAGGGGUGGACGAGGAGCCAAGAACUGGAAUACCGGUGGAUCCGAAUGGGGUGGAAGUUCUUCGGAGUGGGGGCCUCCAGGCACAGAAACGUCCAAUUGGUCGACAUCCAAUCAAACUUGGACGCCAGCUUCAGGAUCUAACGCGGAUUGGUCGCAAUCCGCAGGAUCCAAUCAGAAUUGGACUCCAUAUAAUCAGCAAGAGGGUAGAGGAAGAGGAAGAGGGAGGGGUAGAGGAAGAGGGGGUUUUAAGACAAACGAUCCUCCGAUGCCCAAGUACUAUUCAUCAGUCGAGGAGUUCUUUGCUGGUAUUACUAUGCACCCGACAAGCUGGGUCACAGAUCAAGCUAGACGUCAUCAAUGGACAAUAUCGGGGAAAGAAGGAACAGAGGGUAUCAAGUACAAGUUUUUGCUUGAUAUCGGAGAUAUCAAUGCGGUUGGAGUUUCGAAAAAGAAAAAGGAAGCCAAGGGCUUUGCUUACAGGUUGAUGUCCGUGAAAAUUGCUGAAAAGUUAGGAAUGGUUCCCAAGCUGCCUGACGAUAUUGCUGAAAUUGUCAACCCUGAAUCUGCUCCCCCACCUCCUCCUCCUGUAACAGAAGUUGUAGCUAAAGCACCUGUAAGCUUUGACGCAUCUGCGCCCGUAACAGUCGUGCCUCAGCUUCCUCUUCAGCCACAAGUUAUACCAGAGAAUAUCCCUGUAUUAAACGAUGAGGAGAUCAGUGCAUUCCCCGGACACCCGAUAAUUCUUCUUACAGAAGAAUUAAAACGGCGUGGUUUGGGAGCUCCUAUAUUCUCCUGUGUGAACGAGGAGAGGGUGAAGAUGAAGGGACACGGAAACUUCGGCAAAACUAACUAUACUAUGAAGGCUAAAGUUCGGUUUGAGGACGAAACAUAUUCAUAUUUUGGAAUUGCAAUGAAUAAAAAGACUGCAAAGCUCCAGUCUGCUGCAUUUGCAUAUCUUGGUUUGAUGAAAAUGAAAAUAGAAGAUUUAUCCCUAAAUCCGCCCUCAGAUCCUCUUCUCAAGGAUGGAAACCUUGCAGUUCAGAUAUCAUCAAGUAUGGCUGCUACUGGAGCCCUCGUCUCCGGUACUGCUCCGAUAGUCUCCGUGUUUAUAGAUAAACCUGUUCCUGUCGCGUCUGCGGCUCAACCUGUAGCUCAGACCUCAAAUUCCCCGGCAAAUGGUUCAACUUUACAAUCUGCUAAACCUAUACCUGUGGUCUCUAAACCUGCCAUCAUAGGUGGUGUUUUGAACAAACCUGACUCUACCGGAACAAUGGUGCAGAUCCCAGUUGUAGCAGUGCAACCACAAAUGAAACCCGUAGAGGACGCAAAGAAGAAGGAAGAAGUUGUUGAGAAUCAGAAAGUUGAGAAAGUUGAAAAAGUUGAGAAAGUUGAGAAGCAUGAUGACUCUUUUGAUGAUACUUCCCUGGAGUUCUCUGCUCUUCUUGGGAAACCAGAUUCAGGGGAGAAAUCCAGGAAGAGAAGCAGGAGCCGUAGCAGGAGUCGUAGCAGGAGUCGUAGCAGGAGUCGUAGCAGGAGUAAGGGGAGGAAAAGAAGCAAAAGCAGGAAGAGAAGCAGGAGCAGGAGCAGGAGAAGAAGCAGGAGUUCCAGCAGCAGGAGCAGAAGUAGGAGCAGGAGCCGAGGAAAGAGGAGGAGCUCCAACAAGCAUUCAAAAUCAUACAGGGAUCGCAGUUCUAGCCGAGAAAGGCACCGAGGUUAUAGAAGAUAAGGCUUUUGAGAAACAUAUUUGACUGCACCGUAUAUGCACCUGUAACACUAUCACCAAUCGUACAUUUUAUAUAGGAAAAGUUUAAACCUAAGCAAAGUAGUGCAAGGGCAUUUCUAAAUAUUUCAAGCAUUUUUCUCCACAUUGCAAUUGAAGAUUUCAAUUUAAAUGUGAAUAUUUUCCGUGUGAAAAUGUCUUAUUUAAUGUCAGUAACCUUUGUGUGGUUAUUUAUUUCUACGUCAACAUUGCAUUGACUUCUUAAGAAUGUUUGUUUACUUUAUUUGUAAAUGACGUCCUAACAACGUUGCAAUAAGGUCCUACUGACAUUACUAUUUGUUUUG